Messenger RNA from Owenia fusiformis, 5018 nucleotides. NCBI's taxonomy places the organism in Eukaryota, Metazoa, Annelida, Polychaeta, Sabellida, Oweniidae. The record is from the annotation of a GenBank genome assembly.
CGGCCAUAUUGGUUUUGUGUAUUCGUGUUCUCAAGCAGAUAUCUCUCAAAUAAACGAGGAAAAAUGACAGACUUGAACUUUGGACCAGAAUGGCUCAGAGCCUUAUCAGAUGGAAACAAUGUUAAAUCUCCUCCCCCUUCUCCUGCGGGCUUCACUAAAUACAAGCUAGCAGAUUAUCGGUAUGGACGGGAAGAGAUGUUAGCUCUGUAUGUUCCCAAGAAAGAAGUCCCAGAAGAACUAGCCAAACAUCCCUCCAUUGUAGUGGAGCAGUCACAGCCACUUUUGGCAGUAAUACCACUUACAGAGGAAGAAAAUAGGUUAAUGUCUCAGUCAGUGAACAGUAGUGCAGUAUUAAGGUUGAUGGGCCGAGGAGGCCCCCCUCCUGGUGUCCGUGGGGGCAGGGGUGGGGGCCCAUCUGAUAGAGGGCGAGGGAGAGGUCGCGGCAGAGGGGAGGGGUACUUCCAGAGAGGGACAUCAUUUGAAGAUGGGGCAGGUUACGAUACUUACGGUAGAGGCAGAGCACAUAACAGGAGUGAGAGUUGGGAAGAUGGAAGGCCUGGGUUUACACCAAGGACAUUUGACGAUCCUGAUGAAUCACCACGUAGAGAAUUUUCACGGUCAAUGAGUAGCAGUAAUUGGCGAGAUGCUAAGACUCUGAGUGAACGCGAGUCACCGCGUGACCCAAGGGACAUACGAGACCCCCGUGAUCCUCGGGAUGCUGAGGAAGAUGGUGAUAGUUGGAGGAGAGCUGGUGGAACUAGGCAUGAAAGAUCAUGGGGUCGAGGAGGGGGUACCAGUUGGAGAGACAGAGACAGGGGCGAUGCAGAUUAUGAACGUCCACGUGGCUUUGAACGUACGCGGAACAAUAGUUAUGGAGAUCGAGGGUUCAGACGUAGUGAGUCCUAUCCUGGUACUAAUGAUGACGGUGGAGAGGAUCUUCCAGAAUGGAGUAUGGAUGAUGGUGGUGAUAUGGACAAUCUUGGUGGCUUUGAUGCUAGUGGGGCCUUCAUGUCACUUGAGGAGCUAGAAGCGAAGGAGAAAAAGACUAAACCCAAUGAUGAGGGUGGUAAAUCGAAAGCGGGUAUUAAACUACAAUCCAAGCAGCCUCCAGAGGCCAAUCAUGAUUCCAAGGAGGUUAACAAGGAAAACAAAGAAAAAUCUGUAUCUAAAUCACCAGAGAAAGACAAAGAGGAACAGCAGCAACAACAACAAGAGGAAUCUACUAACAAAAACAAUAAAAAUAAAAACUCUGGUCCAACCAAAACUGAUAAACUUAAGAAACCAGUUAGUAAAUCUGACAUUGCCAAGCAAGAGAAAAUCUCUGUAUCCCCCACCCCUGAGAUAGCCAAAGACAAUAUAAAUAAAGAUAAGGAACCAGUGGGUAAAACUAAAAAGACUACAAAUAAAAAGGUGCAAAAUAAAAUUGAGGAAAAAUCUGUGGACACUGAAACAUGUGAUAGGGUUGCUCCUCAAGAUGUCCAACCUGUUGUCAAUGAAUCUUCUAAGUCAAAUGGUAUUGUGCCAGGAGAAGGGAUUAGUAAGGAUGGAGGGGCUAAUGAUGAUGUGGAUCAGAAUAUAUCAAUGUCUGAGGCUGAUUUCCAUCAUCUCGAAGAGGCAGCUGAGAAUCUUGUAGCCACUUGGACAGCAGAGGAGGACGAGAAAUCAGAUAAAAAAGCACAGAUAGAGAAUGGAGCAGUGCCUUUAGCCCAUGAAGAUGCUAAGAAAUGGUUCUAUAAGGACCCUCAACAAGAUCUCCAAGGACCAUUCACCAGUGAUGAGAUGGCUGAAUGGUUUAGUGCGGGUUAUUUUACAAUGAAUCUGCUAAUCAAACGAGGCUGUGAUGAACGAUUCCAACCACUAGGGGAACUUAUAAAACGUUGGAAUCGAGUACCCUUCCUUCCUGGUCCGCCACCUCCACCUUUACUUAAUAAUCCUAAUACUGAGGCUGACAGUAAGGACCAACCCGACCCGGUGCAGCAGCAACAACAACAACCCCAGCAACAGACCGCCCCAACAUCUGUGGCUGCCCCCAGUGGCCCCACACCCUCAGCUGUCACUCCAGACCAAGUGAGGGCCCUGCAGCAACAAUAUCUCAUGCAACAGCAGCUCAUACAACAACAAGCCCUAAUGAGGCAACUCCAGAUGCAGGCAUUACUUCAACAGUUGGGCCAACAGGAGGCGUUUGCCAAGCUGAACCCUCAGCAACAACAGCAGCUGGCUCUGCAGUUGCUCCUGAAACAGCAGACAGGUCUGCUACCACAGGCAGCCCAGCAAACUCCUCAGAAUAAUACGGGUAAACCACAGCCACAAAAAGUCUCACCAAGAUCUGUUGAUCACCCAGGCCUCCAGAGGUCAGUGUCUCAGCCUGCAGAUCCUGACCACCCUGCAUUCCAGCGCUCCCUGUCCCAACCCUCUUUGGAGGAAAACAAUGCAAACAACUGGCAGAACCCACCAACAUCAGGAGCGGCAUGGUCACAACCUAACAGUGUCUGGGAUCUGAAUCCAACCAAGUCACAAAAUACUGAAGAAAUGAGAAGACUUGAAAGAGACAAAGCUCAAAAGGAAGAGGAAGAGAGGCAAGAGAAUGCAAGAAGACAAGAAGAGGAGAGAAGGAGAUUAGAGGAGGCCCAGAGACAAGAGGCUGAGAGACAACACCUCAUUGAACAACAGAAGCAAGAAGAGAGAAGGAAGCUUGAGGAAGAGCGUAUCAGGCAGGAAAGAGAGGAGGAGAUGAGGCGGAUUGAACUCCAGAGACAGCAACAGCAACAACAGGAGGAGAUGGCAAGGAAGCAAGAGAUGCAGAGACAGGCUGAGAUGCAGAGAAGACAAGAGGAACAAAGGCAGCUUGAAAUACAAAGGAGACAAGUCCAGGAGAUACAAAAAGCUCAAGAAUUACAAAGGCAACAGCAGCAAGAAGCCUUACAAAGGCUGCAACAAGAACAGUUAGCUAACAUACAGCUUCCUACAUCUGCCCAGUGGGGCAAAGGAGUGUCUCCCCCUGCAGGCAGUCAGGCUCUCUCACUUGCACAGAUACAGAAACUGCAAGAGGAAAAAGAGAGGAAUGAACAGGAGGAGCGACAGCGACAGAUAGACAUACAGAGGCAGCAGCUCCAGGCAAUAGUACAGGCCCAGCAGCAGAAGUCUUGGGCAGCUGCACAGGCGCAGGCAAACUCUGGUAAGUCCCUGUUAGAGAUACAAGAGGAGCAGGCGCGCCAGUUGCAAGCUGAUCACCAGCGUAAGCAGCAGCAACAACAAGCCCAAGCUAACAAGGCACAGAUGUCUAUAGCUGCAGCAGCUACAUGGAAUAGUGGAGCUAAUGCAGCUACUUGGGCCAGUGAAGGUGCUUGGGGGGCCAAUAAAGCAAAUGCUGGCGGCUUCUGGGAGGUCAGCAAUAGUAGUCAACAGCAGAAAAAUAAUACAGGAAAAACUGGAUUCCCGAGUCUACAGUCAUUGAGUAAUUCAUCUAAUGGGCCAGUGAAUACCAGCAAUAAGUCUAAAGGGCCUUCAAGGUCAAAGAAGGAGGAAGAAAUGGUGCAGAGGUUAUUCCAGGCUCGGUCCCCACCCCAGGAUGAUUUCACACAAUGGUGCCACAAUGCUCUGAAAGGAUUAAAUGCUUCUGUUGAUAUCCCCACAUUUGUUGCAUUUCUACAAGAUGUGGACUCUCCAUAUGAAGUUCACGAUUAUGUGAAGUCAUACCUGGGUGAGACUGGAGACACGCAGGCAUUCGCAACAGCGUUCCUGGAGAAACGUAGUCAGUGCCGCAACCAGGAGAGGAAUCAGAGUGAGGAGAACAUGUGGGGACCAGCGCCUGCAGUUAAUCCUAAUGAGGGCCGUCAAACACAAAACAAUAAUGAUGACAAGGCAGUCAAAAAUAAGAAGAAAAAGUCAAAAAUGCAAAAAUUAGAUCCAAGCAUCUUGGGAUUCUCUGUUCACGCGGCUCCAGAUCGUGUCAAUGUAGGAGAAAUAGACACACUGGAAGGUGUUCAAUAAAGUAAAACACUUUUUUGAAUAUUUCACUGAAUAUUUCAUCACGUCAUUGUGAUGUACCUACUUGAAUGCUUAGUUUUGUGUGAUUUUAUACAGCGUUUAGAACUGGACUGUAUUUUCCUGUGUUAACAAGGACAUUUCUGGUGGAUUGAAUGGUACAGAGUUUCCACAAUAAAAGUGAUGGACUGUAUGUUCUGGUUCAUUAUGAAUGAGAUCUUAAUACUGUAAUUCAGUUGAUGUAUUUGUGUAAUUGUCAGAUAUCAUACCUACAUAGUACACAACACUGUACUUUAUAAUGUCUGGCUAUUGGUUGUUUAAUUAAUUUAUGCUGUGUUAAACUUGGCGAUCUAAUCAUUUGAGAUUUGUUUAUUUUUGAUUUAAAAUGGAGUAAGCUGAAUACACAAUUGAUGCCAUUUUUAAAGAUACGAUAGUAUGGAAAACUAAUGAAGAACUGAACUGUUGAGAUAAUAUAAUCGUUGAACUUUACAUUGAGAGAGAGGCCAAAAGAAGGUAUGAAUUGGUCAAAUAGCAUACACUACUGUGAACGUGCCAACACUAUUUCAUAUAGUUUUAUUUUGUCAAAAUGAUCUAUUGUGUAUAGAGAUUACUGUCACCUUAUUCGUCUUUACUGCUGAAUCCUGGUAUUAAUUGACAUAAUUUUGGUUAUAUAGAUAUAUAUACUAAAAUAUUACAGAAUGCCUGAUAUGCUUUUAGAAAGUUGUACUUUAUUUUUGAAAAAAUAUGUAAAAAUGUUCUAAAACAGAAGCAUAUAAUGGUAUGAAUGGUUGAUAGGCAAUAUUUUUACAAGGCCCGAUAAUCAAGCAAGAUAUGCAUUACAAUUUUUGGGGUUUACAUAACGUGCUCCCCCUCUAGGGGCUACAUGGUGUAAGUGUGUGCUGGUUUUAGUGACAAUAUCAGUGGUGUGCAUGAGAUUCAAUAAGCUUGUGAAUGUGUGACACAUACCAUGUACAAACAAAGUUAACAAGAAAUACUAAAAUGAAAUACAAAAACAUAAAAAAUUAAAAUUGUAA